CCUUCUCGGAGACUGCAGACCAAACUGGUCAUUACUUGUUUCAAGAGCAUUCUCUUGAUCUACACUUUCAUCUUCUGGAUCACUGGUGUUAUCCUUUUUGCUGUUGGCAUUUGGGGAAAGUUGAGCCUGGAAAAUUAUUUUUCCCUCUUAAAUGAGAAGGCUACCAAUGUCCCCUUUGCGCUCACUGGAACUGGCACUGUUAUUAUUCUUUUGGGUACUUUUGGUUGAUUUGCUACCUGACGAGCUUCUGCAUGGAUGCUGAAACUGUAUGUGAUGUUUCUGACUCUUAUUUUUAUGGUCGAAUUGCUUGCUGCCAUCAUAGGAUUUGUUUUCAGACAUGAGAUUAAGAACAACUUUAAGAUUAAUUAUGAAAAGGCUUUGAAACAGUAUAAUGCUACAGGCGAUUAUAGAAGUGAGGCAGUGGACAAGAUCCAGAGUACGUUGCAUUGUUGUGGUGCCACUAACUAUACUGAUUGGAAGGAUACUGAUUAUUACUCAGAGAUUAAUAAUUACUCAGAGAUAAUAAAAAAAGGAUUUUCUAAGAGUUGCUGUAAACUUGAAGAUUGUUCUCCACAGAAAGAUGUAGAUAAAAUUAACAGUGAAGGUUGUUUUAUAUAGGUAAUGACCAUUAUAGAGUCAGAAAUGGGAGUUGUUGCAGGAAUUUCUUUUGGUGUUGCUUGCUUCCAGCUGAUUGAAAUCUUCCUAGUCUAUUGCCUUUCUCAUGCUAUAACAAAUAACCAAUAUGAGAUAGUGUAACCAGCAUAUCAAGGAGGACCCCUCUCCAACUCUAAGGACAAUUAACAUGCCUUUCCUCUCCAUGUGAACUCUUAAGAUCACCUGCAUGGAAGACCAACUACCAAAAAACUACGCCGAUAGUCUGAUUUAAUCAAGACAGUUGUUCAAUAAUUCUAAUGUCUAUCUUCGGAAUCAUUUGUGUUAGAUCAUUAACAACACAUAUCACUCUGAAACACUGGAAUAACUAGUAAAAUAUAAAUGAAGCAAUACUGUGUUCCUCUUUUUCUCAAAGUGGGGCUUUCGAAAGACAUUGUGAGUUUGAUAUUGAUGUAGUAGGCUAGGAAGUUGACCCUUCUGAAGGUUAUCUGAUUUCAUUGUAUAAUUUGCAUUGAAUAGUUAAAACAUUAGUUUGUUUUGCUGAUAGGCAGAGUCACAUUGUGAAUUUAAUUUCAACCACUGGUUGGAUGGCAUCAAUCAUCAGAGCUGCCAAAUGGUGGUAAUGGUGCUUUGUAACAUAAGGCACCCAA
Molecule: messenger RNA, 1262 nt
Organism: Sorex fumeus (smoky shrew)
Lineage: Eukaryota; Metazoa; Chordata; Mammalia; Eulipotyphla; Soricidae
Product: tetraspanin-6-like
Cellular component (GO): membrane
Source: RefSeq, a predicted model, not a curated record